Molecule: messenger RNA, 2642 nt
Organism: Acanthopagrus latus (yellowfin seabream)
Lineage: Eukaryota; Metazoa; Chordata; Actinopteri; Spariformes; Sparidae
Product: methylmalonate-semialdehyde dehydrogenase [acylating], mitochondrial-like
Exons: 12
Coding region: 162-1739 (525 amino acids)
Biological process (GO): thymine catabolic process; L-valine catabolic process
Cellular component (GO): mitochondrion
Molecular function (GO): methylmalonate-semialdehyde dehydrogenase (acylating, NAD+) activity; malonate-semialdehyde dehydrogenase (acetylating, [NAD(P)+]) activity
Source: RefSeq, a predicted model, not a curated record
GCUGACAGCCGUUGAUGUGUUGUAGAUCGCAGCUGUGUAUCCCUCCGCGCUGUCCUGUGCAACAUUUCUGCUAGCUAAAGUUCUCUCAGCGCUCCCGUGUCUUGUGGGUCGGUUGAAGGGCUUUGGAGCAGGAAAAAAACAGAGUAACCCGAGUCCCCACAAUGGCAGCCAUCCUCCUCCGCUCCCUUUUGAGCAAAAAGGUCCCCCUCCAGCUGGGUCGCUGUUACUCCGCCUCCUCAGUGCCCACCACCAAGCUGUUCAUCGAUGGCAAGUUUGUGGAGUCCAACACGUCUGAAUGGCUUGACAUUCACAACCCUGCCACUAAUGAGGUGGUGGGACGAGUUCCCAAAGCUACUCAGGAGGAGAUGCUGGCAGCUGUGGACUCCUGCUCCAGAGCCUUCUACUCCUGGUCUGAGACUUCCAUCCUCAGCAGGCAGCAGAUCUUCCUGCGCUACCAGCAGCUCAUCAAGGAUAAUAUUAAAGAGCUGGCUAAAAUUAUCACCUUGGAGCAGGGCAAAACUCUUGCUGACGCUGAGGGAGAUGUAUUCCGAGGCCUCCAGGUAGUCGAGCAUGCCUGCAGCAUUACCUCCCUCAUGCUAGGAGAGACCUUACCCUCCAUCACCAAGGAUAUGGACACUUACACCUACCGGCUGCCCAUCGGAGUGUGUGCUGGCAUUGCUCCUUUCAACUUCCCUGCCAUGAUUCCUCUGUGGAUGUUCCCCAUCGGCAUGGUUUGCGGCAACACCUACCUGAUGAAGCCCUCCGAACGGGUCCCAGGAUGCACCAUGCUCCUGGCCAAACUGCUCCAGGACGCCGGGGCACCAGAUGGUACAAUCAACAUCAUCCACGGCCAGCACGCAGCUGUGAACUUCAUCUGUGACCAUCCGGCCAUCAAAGCCAUCAGCUUUGUGGGUUCCAACUCAGCUGGAGAGUACAUCUACGAGAGGGGAUCCAAGAACGGCAAGAGAGUGCAGUCCAACAUGGGGGCCAAGAACCACGGUGUGAUAAUGCCCGAUGCCAACAAAGAGAACACCAUCAACCAGCUGGUCGGCGCUGCCUUCGGAGCAGCUGGCCAGCGCUGCAUGGCUCUCUCCACUGCUAUUUUCGUAGGGGAUUCUCGUGAAUGGCUCCCAGAGCUGGUGGAGCGCUCUAAAUCACUGCGUGUUAAUGCAGGUGACCAGCCUGGGGCAGAUGUGGGGCCCCUGAUCUCACCUGAAGCCAAGGCCAGAGUGGAGUUUUUGAUCCAGAGCGGGGUGGACGAAGGUGCCAAACUGCUGCUGGAUGGAAGAAGAGUCAGUGUCAAAGGAUAUGAAAAUGGAAACUUUGUAGGACCUACCAUCCUGUCCAAUGUUACGCCAAACAUGACAUGUUACAAAGAGGAGAUCUUUGGGCCUGUGCUUGUCGUCCUGGAGGCUGAAAACCUCGACGAAGCCAUUUCUUUAAUCAACAAUAACCAGUAUGGCAACGGCACCGCCAUCUUCACCACCAACGGAGCCACGGCACGGAAAUAUACACAUGAAGUGGACGUUGGCCAGAUUGGCGUGAACGUGCCCAUCCCCGUCCCCCUACCCAUGUUCUCCUUCACCGGCUCCAGGGGCUCAUUCAGAGGAGACACCAAUUUCUACGGCAAGCAGGGCAUCCAGUUCUACACUCAGAUCAAGACUGUGACAUCGCAGUGGAAGGCUGAGGACGCCACUGUGACGAGCCCAGCUGUUACAAUGCCAACCAUGGGACGCUAAAUUGAAAGCACAUCCAGCAUUAAUGUAAAUGACUCCCUAUAUGCCUUACUACGAAGCCCAAGGACAGGAUUUGGGGGGGAGAGAGAGGUUACAUGUCCUUUUUUUUUUUUUAACUGUUGAGAAAUAUUCACAUUGGGGAUCACAGGUUGGUGACUCGUAGGCGUUGUUGUUGUUGCACAAGUACAAACAAAUGCAAAAAAACAAACGUGGGGAGAUUAAUCUGACUGAUGCAAUGAAUGGUGCUGUGAAUUUGGUGUAUUUUGUACCUGUUUUCUCCUCUUUACUUCCUGUUCGGAUCGAGUGGAGACAAGCUGCUCAAUCAUGUUACAUUUCUUUUCAUGCUCUGCCGUGUCAUAUUUCUUUAAAUCUACACUAGAUAUCAAGAAGGAUUAGGGAUUCUGCCUUCAAAGCAGUGACAGUCUUCCACCAGUAUCCUUGGGUUCCUCUGUUCAUGAGAGAAUUAUGUAGAGACUUGAAAUGUAGAUAAAAAUGGAACAAAGGCUACAAUAGAUGAAGGACACACCUGUUCUCUGUUACUCCACUUAAACUGAAAUAAUGGUUGCUGAGUUUUUGUCCUUUAAAUGUAUAUCCUACUGUAAACUAUCCGGUGUCGGGAUUAACAUUUCAUCUGUGUGUCUCAUAGAGGUCCACGGUUUUGUACUGUAUCAUUUUUUUUUAGAGAUAGAAGUUAAAUUGCAGUUUUCACAACAUGGACUUGACAUCUGAUGUUCUUGAUGAAAAUGAAGUGUGAUGAAGCUGUUAGUAGUCGUGCUGCGGUUACAGUACAAGCUAUUUUCGGUCUGUGUCCCCUUGACUUCUCUAUCAAGUCAUGUGGCUGAAGCUGAAAAAAAAAGAAAAGGAUUUGUCUGUUUUGAAUAAAGACACUAAUUUGACUCGGUUGAA